UACAUGUCCACUACCUUUGCGGCGACACCUGUGAUUGAUUGAUCAUUAUAAUUUGUAAUUUAAAGAUGAAAUAUAUGAGUUUAAUUUUGUUGACGACAUUAAUAGGCGUUUCAACUACAUCCUUGGUGGAAGAUUUUGCGGGUAUAAGGAACAGCUUGCUCGAGCAGCAGGUUCUAGAAUUACUGGAAACAUUUAGGGAGACAAUGUUAACCGGCUCUAGUGACAUUCCGAUAUUAGACCCACUGCAAGUAGAAAAUUUACACAUAGAUGAAAAUUUAAUUGACUUGCCAGGGGCACACUUAACGGUUAAGGAUUUUGUACUGCAUUACCUUAGUACUUUUGUCGUGGAUCAUUUAAGAAUUUCAAUAAGCGGUCUAAUUCCAUUGCGAUAUUCAGUGCAGUUUGAAGGACACAUUCCGAUUAUAAUCGCCGACAUUGAUGAGUACGAUCUUUAUAUUACAGCGAUGGAUUAUGAAAUAUUUGGUAAAGGAGACGGCAAAGUCGAGGUGAUUGAACCGAAAGUUUCGGGUUCCUUUACGAUUGCAGUUUUGAGCACGACGAUAACAGAUAUGGUCGUUGACUUUGGCUUAAGCAAGUUUGAGCCUCAACUGACUGGACUAUUCCACCACGAAGGCGCUAACAACUUCGCUAACGCUUUUCUCGCCAACUUGGUUCCGGAAAUUAUUGUCUUCUACAAAGAUGAAAUUAGAGACUUCAUAAGUCCUCUAAUACAAGACAUUGCAAAUCAAAUGCUGGAAAACGUAAGCAUAGGAGAUCUAUUUCCGCAAUUCCAAAACAUUAAGAAGGAGAAUGCAGACAGAAGAUUGUAAAACUCUUCUU
This is a messenger RNA of Cydia fagiglandana, 840 nucleotides long. RefSeq lists its product as uncharacterized. NCBI's taxonomy places the organism in Eukaryota, Metazoa, Arthropoda, Insecta, Lepidoptera, Tortricidae. The record is from RefSeq and is a predicted model, not a curated record. Bases 66 to 830 code for a protein of 254 amino acids. The transcript has 8 exons.